AUGACAGACCCGUACAGUCUCAGAGAGGAACUAGACUGCCCUUCUACACAGCCCAAGUGUUUUAGAUGCAGUAAAUUUGGCCAUCUGGCCAAGGAUUGCCCAGUUGGGGCAAGUCAGUCUGUAGAUUCUCAGAGGGUGGAGCGACCUAGAGCAGCAGGGCGAGUUUUUGCUUUGUCAGGAGCAGAGGCUUCCACCUCACCAGCCUUGGUGAAGGGGAAGGGUAGAGCUGCAGGUACAGAGGUUUAUAUCUUGUUUGAUUCUGGUGGUACACACUCAUUUAUAUCUGCUGAUUGUGUGGGGAGAUUGGGUUUAUCAAUGUCUGCAUUGCAUGUUGAUUUGUCUGUGUCUACUCCGGCUUCAGUUUCUGUAGUUACGUCGGAGGUGUGUGUGGGUUGCCCGAUAGAGGUGUUUGGUAGAAGGAGAGAGUUGGUAUUUCCUCAGUUAGAGGAUGAGGUGUUAGUAUCAGCGGUACAGGCUGAGCAGUUGAUGAGAGAUGGAGCUGAGUGCUUUAUGUUGUUUGCAGCUUUGAGUAUUGAGACAGAGAGAGCUAUCACUGGGAUUGAGAUUGUCAGUGAAUUUCCUGAGGUGUUUCCAGAUGAUGUGUCGGGAUUGCCACCUAUGCGUGAUGUUGAGUUUAGCAUUGAUCUAGUACCUGGUGCAGGACCGGUAUCAGUGGCUCCUUAUAGGAUGACUCCAGCAAAGAUUUUCAGACCGUUCUUAGACAGAUUUGUGGUGGUCUUCAUUAAUGAUAUUUUGGUGUAUUCUAAAUUAUUGGAGGAUCAUCAGGGAAUUGCAGUGGACCCAGCCAAGGUGGAGGCUGUGAUUCAGUGGGAACGUCCGAAGACUGCUACAGAGAUUAGGAGUUUUGUUGGGUUGGCGGGUUACUAUCGGAGAUUCAUUGAGGGUUCAGAGAUUUGGAGAUGA
Messenger RNA from Cajanus cajan (pigeon pea), 924 nucleotides. The record is from RefSeq and is a predicted model, not a curated record. Lineage: Eukaryota; Viridiplantae; Streptophyta; Magnoliopsida; Fabales; Fabaceae.